CACACACACACAUAUUCUUGAAUCACGAAACCGUACAAUUACUCGACCGGCCGUUGAAUUUCACGGCGACAUAUUCAACUGGAGAAGAUCAAAAGUCAUCAAAACAACACUAAGGAUGCGAUCUCCAAGCUCUCUGAAGGAAGAAUUCCUCAAGAAAUGGCAAAUGGGCCUUGAAGUAUGCCGUUCUUCAGUAGAUAAUACGAGCGUUUCAGAGCGAAGAAAGGCGAUAAAGCUCACGGCGGACAUCGCCAUGGCUUCCCUCCGAAAGGGCACGACUUGUUGGAGCCGAGCCCUAAUCGCGAAAGCCGCUAAUUCCAACGACAACUUCGACAAUCUCCUCGUGCGUCGGAUGCUUAGUGGAAUCCAAGCCGAGAAGCUAAUCAACAAGAAGUUACCAAAGACGAUUUGUCACGAGAAGAUCGUGAGACGGAGCAAGAGGUUCUUGAAGAGACCGAGAAGGAGAGACGACGUCAUUUCGAAGAUAGCUAAGAGGCUGGUGAAGAGGAAGACACAAGGGCUGAGGAGUCUUGUCCCGGGAGGAGAGUUCAUGAACGAUGAUGUCUUGUUGAUUAGAGAAACCCUAGAUUACAUCUCGUCGCUUCAGACGCAAGUUGACGUUAUGAGACGUCUUGCUGAUGUUGCGGAGGCCGAAAUGAUCGGGAAAUGAUGUUUUUUUUCCUUCCACAGAGAAAAAAAUGUUUUUUUUGCGAGAUCAACCUGAUCGGAUAAUGGUCGGUAUUUUCGGACAAUGCUAUAUGAUACGAGGUUUAUUAAGAAAUGUAUAAUAGUGAGUUGUAUUUGUA
This is a messenger RNA of Tarenaya hassleriana, 803 nucleotides long. RefSeq lists its product as uncharacterized. The transcript is spliced from 2 exons. The coding region runs from base 116 to 667 and encodes 183 amino acids. Gene Ontology annotation, biological process: regulation of DNA-templated transcription. The record is from RefSeq and is a predicted model, not a curated record. NCBI's taxonomy places the organism in Eukaryota, Viridiplantae, Streptophyta, Magnoliopsida, Brassicales, Cleomaceae.